CCCCUUCCCUCUCACGUCCAAUCGUUCUUGUUCAUCCUGACUGCUACAGCUCUUAGACCGCUACUUGCACGCUUCAGAGCGACCCAGCUGACGCACAUGAUGACUGCAAGCGACGCGUUCAUCCCCCUGCCUCCUGCCCGUGAGAUACCCUCGACAUUCGUUGCUAGCGUCAAGAGCUGGUGGGCUGCAGGAGAGAAGGAGAGUGCUGCUAGCGAGGAACGCUUACUAAGAAAGCUCCCUUACUUUCGACCGGCUGGAUCCCAACCCCCAACACCAGAUUAUGCGCAUGAUGUUGUGGCGCAGAGCUCAAGGAUUGAGCUUGAUGACCCGAAGCAUUUCCUCAACACCUUCGCGAUAACUCCCACCAAGCCUGCGGCAGAUGCACCACCACCUGCGGUAAUGCUUCAUGGCUAUGGUGCAGGGCUCGGCUUCUUCUUCCAGAACUUUCCAGCACUAGGACGUUGGGCGGGCAAACGCGGCGCGUCCGUAUACGCCGUGGACUGGCUCGGAAUGGGGCGCUCCGCGCGGGUUCCCUUCCACGUCAAAGCGAAACGGGAAGACAUCGAUGGCCGCGUCCGCGAGGCUGAGUCGUUCUUCAUCGACUCGCUGGAGCAGUGGAGGCAGAAGAUGGGUCUCGAAUCAAUGACGCUCAUCGGCCAUUCGCUGGGGGGCUAUCUCUCCGUCGCAUACGCCCUCCGCUAUCCCACGCGCGUCAACAAGCUCAUCCUGCUCUCGCCCGCAGGUGUCCCGCACGAUCGGAACAGCACCGUGCCCUCGCGAGAGCUCACGGACGAGCAGGCGACGGGCGCGUCGAGCGCGGAUCACGCAGAACCCGCUAGCUCGCGCAAGGUCGAGGAAUUGAAAGCGAGCCAGGAGGAGGCGCAGCGUCAGGAGAGCCGCUCCCGCAAGGUCUUCACGUAUCUGUGGGAGCAGGGCUGGAGCCCGUUCCAGGUCGUUCGCUCCACCGUCUUCUGGAGCCCCAUGCUUAUCGGGAAGUACUCUUCACGACGGUUCAUCGGUCUGGGUGACGAGGAUACCCGGGCGAUGCACCACUACAUCACGAACAUCACGCUCGCGAAGGGCUCUGGGGAGUAUUGUAUAUCACAUUUGCUUGCUCCUGGCGCUCAUGCACGCCGCCCACUCGUUGAUCGUAUCUCCGCACUCAAGAUCCCAAUAACCUUCGUUUAUGGUGAUCACGACUGGAUGGACCCGGAAGGCGGAAAGGAGUCCGUCGAGAGACUACGUCAAGCCGGCAACGGCAAUGGUCGCAUGUACAUGAUCCCUCAUGCAGGUCAUCACGUCUACCUUGACAACCCGAAAGCAAUGAACGACCUGCUCGUCAAGGAACUCGAUCGCGCCGCGGAUCCCAGCCGCACGUCUUAUUCUCCAUAGACGCAAGCCUAGAAUUAUUCAUACUGAUAUGAACUAUUUCCCUGGUUCACCUUGAUAUUCCCUCUCCUUGGACGGACGUGACACUCGUCAUCCAUUCCUUCUCGGCCUUCCCAUCAUUUGCGCUGCAUAGUUCAGUGCUACUGCUUCUGUUCACUUACUCCUCAAGGGCUCUCUGCAUUAAUGACUUUCGUCGUGUAUCAGCUGCAUAGUACAAGAACUGUAAUAUAUCUGAGCGCAUUGCACGGACAUAUCCACUAUUGAAUCUGUCCUUCGCGGGAGGGUAGAGAACCAGCGCUCGUUUGCUCGAGGCGGCGCACGCCCAAGCCACGC
Messenger RNA from Dichomitus squalens LYAD-421 SS1, 1722 nucleotides. Its product is annotated as alpha/beta-hydrolase. Lineage: Eukaryota; Fungi; Basidiomycota; Agaricomycetes; Polyporales; Polyporaceae. Gene Ontology annotation, molecular function: A2-type glycerophospholipase activity. The transcript is spliced from 6 exons. Bases 97 to 1392 code for a protein of 431 amino acids. Gene Ontology annotation, cellular component: mitochondrial inner membrane. The record is from RefSeq and is a predicted model, not a curated record. Gene Ontology annotation, biological process: cardiolipin acyl-chain remodeling.